Molecule: messenger RNA, 1111 nt
Organism: Mytilus californianus (California mussel)
Lineage: Eukaryota; Metazoa; Mollusca; Bivalvia; Mytilida; Mytilidae
Product: PDZ and LIM domain protein 1-like
Exons: 3
Coding region: 172-504 (110 amino acids)
Biological process (GO): actin cytoskeleton organization; muscle structure development
Cellular component (GO): stress fiber; Z disc; filamentous actin
Molecular function (GO): actin binding; muscle alpha-actinin binding
Source: RefSeq, a predicted model, not a curated record
UUUAGAACUUCUUGUUUACUCCCCAACAGAUGAUCGUUCUAGCAGGAAUCAUGUGAUUUCAUAGAUUGUUGUGGUAUCUUGUCUUUUGGGAGGAUCUCAGGGGUGACAUACAAUCUAGCACUGUAACAAGUGUUUGCUGAUUGUAUCUUGGAAGUUUUGUAGGUUCGUAGAAUGGCGACGGUUCAGAUACAGAAGAGCGGAGGACAACCGUGGGGAUUUCGGUUAGCAGGAGGACGGGAUUUUAAUGUACCACUUCAAGUAAAAAAGGUUGAAUCUGGUAGUCCAGCGGCCGGUGUUUUGUCUGCUGGUGAUUCUAUAAUAGGUAUCGGAAAUUCCGAUGCCAGGGGCAUGACACAUAUGCAGGCACACCAGACGAUUCGGGGAUCAGGAAAUUAUCUGCAGCUUACAGUAGUUAAAGGACACGGCGGUAUGGAUAGACUAUCUUCUAUAAAACCGAAAGGUCCUGUCAAAUUUUCACCUUGGAAAGCACAAUCAGCACAAUGAAAAUAUAAUUAUGAUCAGUUGUAAGUCAUCAAGCCAUUCCUUGGACACGCAGCAAGUCAGAGACGUAUCCGGAAGAAUAAUUGGUUGGAAAUCUAUUUCGAAUUUAAAGUUUGUGGAUUUUCAACUCGAAAAUGUAUAGAAUAUGUUUUUUUGUAUAUAACAUCACGUAAUUUUGUGCCGCCACUUCAAUUGUAGUGAUAUGAAUUAGGACCACUACGCUAUGCUUUCAUUAUUGGAUUCGUCAUUCGCUUUGGAAAAAGGAAUGUGUUAAUUCAUUUUCAGAAUUUCAUUUGAAAUCAAGGUUUCAAAGAAUCGAGAUUUAUCAGUGGUUCCACAAAAAGGGGGGCAUUAUCUCUACCGAAACAAGAUGAUGAUAACCUUUGGAGAAUAUCAUUGAUUUCAUAUCUGUUUGAUAUCUAUUUUUCAUGUUUCAUUGUUUCAUCAGUCGUCGUACAAGGCCGUUAAGUGCAAUAAAGGAUGUGAAUUUUAUACAUUUUUUGGUGUAUAAUUUAACUAAAUAUAUAUGAUACAUAUUUAUAAUAAUGUCAAAUGAAGGAAAGUUUUUCUUGUAUAAAUUGUUUAGAUGAAAUAAAGAUUUUGUAAGUGA